AUGGGUCGAGAAAUCCCAGACGAAGAAGAAUUCCCCCGCAAACGCGUGAAAAUCUCAAACGAUGCGGAUUCCAAUUCUCCAAUUGCCCCUGUUUCUGCAUUGCAGUCUCCCGCCGCAUUGGACAGUAAGGAUGUCCAGGCGCUGAAAGAGGCGGAGGUCGGCAUCACCGAUUUUGUCAGCCCGCAUCUCCCUGGUUUUUCGGGCAUAUUGAAGAAAAGGUAUACUGACUUCCUGGUCAAUGAAAUUCUCCCAUCAGGCAAGGUUCUGCACUUAGAAAAUCUCGAUCUGCCCCAGUCUUUCAAAACUGCCACUGCUAGUUCAGAGCCUCCAAAACCCACCACCGCUGCAUCUGAAAACACUCAGAACAAAGAAGCUGCUAGAGGAACAGAGGAUGGCAAGAAAGAGACUGUGGGAACAGGCGCUCCAGAGGCAACUGCUCCGGAGAAACCCACAUUUGAGCUAUCGGAUGAGGACAGGAAACUCCUUGAAGAAUAUUUCGGCACCGAAACCGCUCAGCAAAUCAUUCUCUUACACAGUCGCGCUCUCUCCCAACCCACGGCCAAAGCAAGUGAUAUUGGCCGUGUAAAGUCGGAUGUAAUUACAGACAAGGACCUCCGUACAAAAAUACACCAAGCUAUCCGUCGCAUAUUCGCCUCUCGCCUAGAAUCGACUACGGACAACGAUGGCGCCAUGGUAAUAACUGCGAUUCCCGUAUCGCGCAAGGGUGUCCAGUCGCGUGGCGGUAGGGGUGGAAGGGAUCCCCUCCGGGGGAAAUUGGGUUGGAGCGAGUUAGGCGGGGAGCACUUGCAUUUCACUAUCUACAAGGAGAACAAGGAUACCAUGGAAGUCGUGACGUUUCUAGCUCGUCAGAUGAAAAUGAAUGCAAAGCAGUUCGGAUUUGCUGGGACCAAGGAUAGACGUGGGGUAACCGUCCAGCGUGCCAGUGCCUAUCGCAUAUAUGCGGACCGAUUGCUGAACGUUGGCAAAUCGCUGCGGAACGCAGCCGUUGGUGACUUCGAGUACCGCACAAAUCGCCUUGAACUUGGCGACUUGAACGGGAACGAAUUUAUAAUCACUCUUCGCGACUGUCAAUUUCCCUUUGACCUGAAAGAAGAGGGGUUGCCCAAUGCAGUUUCAAAGGCUACUAAGAUUGUAUCCCAGUCUCUUCGAGACCUUCGGGAACGGGGUUACUUCAACUACUACGGCCUGCAGCGUUUUGGGACUUUCUCCACCCGGACUGAUACUGUGGGACUGAAGAUGCUGCAGGGUGACUUCAAGGGUGCCUGCGAGUGCAUAUUACAUUUUAAUCCACAGGCCCUCGCAGCGUCACAGUCCCAGACACAAGCCAAUGCACAGGGGUCGAAAACGCUCAUCAGCGCCGACGACAUCGCGCGCGCAGAGGGGAUUCACAUCUUUCAGACAACCGGGAAAUCCAACCCAGCACUUGAUAAGCUCCCUCGCAAAUUUUCCGCCGAGUCUAAUAUCAUCAGACACCUGGGCCGUAAUAAAAAUGACUAUUUUGGUGCGCUGGGAACCAUCCCGCGCGGCCUCCGUCUUAUGUACGUUCACGCAUACCAAUCACUUGUGUGGAAUUUUGCGGCGAGCCAUCGCUGGCGGUUGUACGGCGAUAAGGUAGUCGCCGGCGACCUCGUGCUCAUCAACGACUUCAAAGAAAAAGACGGGGUGGGUGCAGCUGCUGUAGUUGAAGAAUUUGAUGCAGAUGGUGACGUGGUCGUGCUACCUGACGCGGGCGAUGGUGCCAACGCGGCCGACGAGAUGUUCGAGCGUGCGCGGGCCUUGACUGCGGAAGAGGCUGCUAGUGGGAGAUAUACCAUUUUCGACAUCGUCUUGCCGCUGCCGGGCUUUGACAUCUUGUAUCCGGACAACGAGAUGACAACCUUCUACAAGCAGUUCAUGGGUAGUGAGCGGGGCGGUAAGCUAGACCCCUUCGAUAUGCGAAGGAGCUGGAAGGAUAUCAGUUUGAGCGGUGGGUAUCGGAAGCUGCUUAGCAAACCUGGUGAGGCGUAUUCGUUCGAGGUGAAGGCGUAUACGAAGGAUGAUGAGCAGUUUGUACAGACGGAUCUUGAUCGGCUUAAGGAGUCUUGGAAUGGCCACGAAGAGAUUGCAGGACCAGCAGACAAAGAGGCUGCUGAUAAAUUGGCAGUGAUUAUAAAAUUACAGUUGGGAUCUAGCCAGUAUGCGACCAUGGCUCUACGCGAGUUGAUGAAAGAUGGCGGCGUCAAGACCUACAAGCCCGAUUUCGGAGGAAGAUAA
Messenger RNA from Blastomyces dermatitidis ER-3, 2274 nucleotides. Its product is annotated as tRNA pseudouridine38/39 synthase. Gene Ontology annotation, cellular component: nucleus. Gene Ontology annotation, biological process: pseudouridine synthesis. Gene Ontology annotation, molecular function: pseudouridine synthase activity; RNA binding. NCBI's taxonomy places the organism in Eukaryota, Fungi, Ascomycota, Eurotiomycetes, Onygenales, Ajellomycetaceae. The transcript is spliced from 3 exons. Bases 1 to 2274 code for a protein of 757 amino acids. The record is from RefSeq and is a predicted model, not a curated record.